AUGCAGUGUGGGUACAUCAAGUGUCUCUUAACAGUCCUUUUGACGGUUGUGUCGUUCUCUUCCGCUCAACAACAACAGCAACAAGAUCGCCAUUCGGUCAUCAACCGAGAACUUCCAGAACAACAACAACAACAAGUGCAACAAGUACCACAAGAACAAGGUCGUCGAAGAGAGCAAGUAACAUGUGAACGAGGAAAUAGAAAUGCUUUCCAGAACAGAAUCGAACUGAGCUUGGCCAUUGCCGUUUGGAUAGGUACGAAUGGGGCUGAUGUCAGUCAACAGGCCUACUAUGGGACUCCAAUCAAUUGCUGGGAUGUUUCCCAAAUCACAAUCAUGACACGAUUGUUUGAGGGACAACAAACCUUCAAUGCCAAUAUCUCUGGAUGGGAAGUCUCCCAAGUGACCAAUAUGGAUCGUAUGUUUGCUGGCUGCACGGCUUUCAAUCAGCCUUUGCAAGAUUGGGACACGUCUGGAGUGAUCUCGGCGAAUUCCAUGUUUGAAAAUGCCCGGUCCUUCAAUCAGGACCUAUCCUCCUGGAAUUUGCAAUCCUUGAACAGCGCCUCGGGUAUUUUUAGUGGGGCAUCUUCGUUUUCCCAGAACUUGUGCAGUUGGAGCGACGAGCUCCAAGCUUCCUUUACUUCUGCCCAAAUGCUUGGUGCAUUUCAAAACACAAACUGCCCCAUCCAGACCGAACCAGUCUGCACACCAGGGGACCGCGGAUGCGAAGGCCCCUUUUGCUUUGCCUGUCCGAUGGGACCCACGACUCCAUUGCCAUCUAAAAGUCCAACCAUAAUGCCAUCGUUGAACCCCACCGGUGCAACACCAGCUCCAAGUGUCGUGCCAACCAAGAUGCCUACUUCGGUUCCAUCGGCAUCACCUUCCAGCAGACCUACUAUCAACCUGACACCAAACCCAACUGUCACCCCUGGAGAACCCACAGUGUCACCUACCAUUACUGUUCCGAUCGAGACAAACGAGCCAUCUCCUUCACCAGUUGAUCAACCGACCGCGGCACCUGUCGCCAUGGGUGUACUUCCGCCAUCUGCAUCCACACCAAUGGCUCCUACGGUUCCAGCACAAACCACCUCGAAUCCAUCCGCGGCUCCAGCUGUUGGAGUUGCUAGUGAUAACAACAGCGCUGCUGGAAGGCUGUCACAAUGGAUGGGAUCCAUGGUCGCAAUUGCAGCAACCAUGACCUUCAUUAUGAUUUGUGAUGUGAAUGCUUCUCAUUGUCAAUGCGAGAAUGAUGAUAAAAUCCACUCUAGUAUGAUGGAGUCCCAUCCAGAUCGUGUCUAUCAGGUGCCAGGAUGGAAUCAACCGUUGCCCAGCCGCUGGUACUCUGGAUACUUGGAUUACGAUUUUCAUGGACAGCAGGUUCAUACUCAUUACGUUUUGCUCGAGGCAGAACAGACUGGAGACUGUACCUGCGACAAGCCUCUGAUCUAUUGGUCCAACGGUGGUCCCGGUGCCAGCAGUUUGUUUGGACUAUUGACGGAAAUUGGCCCAUUGAUCUUGUCGGAUGAUUCCUUAAAGACAGAAGACUAUACAAAGACUGGCAUUCCAACUCCCAUGUACAAUCCUCAUGCUUGGACUCGAUUUGGAUCUGUCCUCAUCUUUGAUCAACCGGCACCCGUUGGAUUCAGUCAUUGCAACGGUCCCGAAGAAUUCCAAGCGCAAAACUGCGGUGAUAUUGCCUGGACAGAUGAGUUGACCAGCGAGAAUAUCUACACUGCCUUGCAAGCCUUUUACGACAAAAAGUUUCCAAGCUACAAGCCAAAGGACCUUUACCUUACUGGGGAAUCUUACGGUGGCAUUUACAUUCCUACCUUUGCUCGGCGCAUUGUGGAAGACCCAAAGAAUAACGAUCCCAAGAACGAGGAUGCGAUUAAGCUAAAAGGAUUUGCUGUUGGAGAUGGUUGUUUGGGGACCAAGACUAGUGUUUGUGGCGAUUUGCUGAAUGGAGAUGUUGCUGCCGCCGCCUAUUGGCACAUCGUAUUCAUGGCAGGUCACCAUCAAAUCCCCCUUUCGGACUAUCAAAUGGUAAUGAAGGCAUGUUAUCACAGUGACCAGGAAGGAUUCUUGACAUUUCAAAAGCCAGAGUUGAAGGAGGCCGACGAAGUUUGCAAGGCUGCUAUUGAAAAGAUCAAGGCGGAGAUUGGUGGAUUCUUUACAUACUCCUUAUAUAAUGACUGUCCCUACCGAAAUGGAUUGGCUGCGAUCCAAGGCGGUCAAAAUGACUACCCUUGUGGUGGAGGAAUCGUGCUCGAAGAAUAUUUAAAGUUGGACUCUGUCAAGUCUGCCCUUCAUGUGCAAUCUGACUUUUUCGAAACCGACAAUGCCGAAGGUGACUUUAAUUACACUCCCACCGAGCCAGAUUUAACCGGAUUCUACAAGGAGAUCAAUGGAAAACUCAAGGUGCUCGUGUACAAUGGGGACACGGACCCUGCCAUUACCAGCUUUGCCGCACAAAAUUGGACUUCGUAUUUGGGGUUGGAAGAGACACAGCACUGGAGACCAUGGACGAUUGAUGGAUGCCAACGCAUGGGUGGUUAUGUUUCCCGAUACGACGGCAUGUUUGAUUUUUUAACAAUCCGUGGGGCUGGACAUAUGGUUCCAACUGAGAAGCCAGAAGCUUCGUAUGCCUUUCUUCAAGCUUGGAUCAACGGGGAUGACUAUCCCACAUUUGAUCCAAAAUGCAGAAAGCCCACUUCUACAGAAGCUGUGGUCACGGCAUCCAAUGUCCUACAGGUAGACGAGACGAAGGCCUCCAUGCUGAGAGGAUAA
Molecule: messenger RNA, 2784 nt
Organism: Cylindrotheca closterium
Lineage: Eukaryota; Bacillariophyta; Bacillariophyceae; Bacillariales; Bacillariaceae
Source: the annotation of a GenBank genome assembly